CAGGUGAUGGUUAGUGGAGUUUGCACGCUGAGAAAAGCCUUCCCACGAUAUUCGUAGGAGAGCCUGAGGUAAACGGAGCUGCCGGGAGCACGGGAAGAAGAACCAGUCUGUUCCUACGCUCGCUUUCAUAGAUUUGAAGGUUUCUGAGUUGUAAUUAUUUUCAAAAGAGUAAAAAAAAAAAAAAUGUCAACUUACAUUUAGAAAGUUCAUCCCUUCAAAUAAGCUAAUAGUGCAGGGCCUUACAGCCCUAGGCAGGGGUUAGGGAACUCCGUGAUGUGCGGCCAGGCUGCCUGGGACUCGUGGGCAAUCACACACAAAUGUGUGCGCCUGCCCAGUACGGGGACCCCAGACACCCGGAGCUCUCCUGGGAAGACUUUCACUUCGCUGACUUCAGAGGUCCUUGGGUCUGAUCUUACUCCAGAUGGUCUCUACUCUGGAAGUCCCAAGAUGACGUCCUGUUCCCAUUGCAGUGUGCUGCCCCAGCCCUCACCUGGUGUCCAACCUCUGUUUGCAGUCAAACUCUAGGAGCCAGAGAGUGGUUGGAGGUCUCUGGGGGGACAGCAGGCUUCUCUCUCUUACCUUAGCCCUCAUUCCCAGCGUGAUUGGGCCACUGGCCUAGAGUUAGGAAAGGCACUGUGUGUUGAGAGCACCAUUUCCAGGGGUCCCCUCUUGGGGUCUGCUUUCCAAUCUCAAGCCUGACCUGGGUCAGACCCUGUCAGGAGUGGUGGGGAAGACAGCAGCUCUUCUGCAUGACAAAGGGUGGCCCUGCUGGAGAGCCAGGGGACACACUGACAAGUCUCACAAUCCACUAUGGCUUUUCUCUUUAGCCCCUGACUGAGGUCGCCAGAAUCUGCAAAUAAAAGCUCUAGAUACUGGUGUAAUGCAAAUCACAGGGUUUGGAAGCAGCAAUGAACAAGACUAUAAGCGUACAUUCCAGACACUGGGAACAGGCACCCGGCAGAGAGUGAGCUCCAGGACCUGCCUCCCGAGCAGCGCUGAGGCUGGAUUUGGGGCUUCAUGUGUGCAGGGCAGGGCCAACUAUAAAGCUGGUCUGCACCAGCCCUCUAUAGACUCAAGACUCUUUCGGGACACACGCAUCUACAGCUCCUUCCCCUGGGCAUCACCAUGCGUUCCCUGUGGCUCGGCUGGGCACUCUGGGUGUUGUCCCUGGUUGGCCCUGGGGCAGCUCUGACUGGAGAGCAGGUUCUGGCCAGCCUACUGCAACAGCUGCAGCUUAGCCAGCCACCGGUCUUGGACAAGGCUGAUGUGGAGGGGCUCGCUAUCCCCUCCCAUGUGAGGGCUCAGUACGUGGCCCUGCUACAGCACAGCCAUGCCAGCCGCUCCCGAGGGAAGAGGUUCAGUCAGAACUUUCGAGAGGUGGCAGGCAGGUUCCUGGUGUCGGAGACCUCCACACACUUGCUAGUGUUUGGCAUGGAGCAGCGGCUGCCGCCUAACAGUGAGCUGGUGCAGGCCGUGCUGCGGCUGUUCCAGGAGCCGGUCCCCACAACUGCUCUCCGGAGGCAAAAGAGGCUGUCCCCACACAGUGCCCGGGCUCGGGUCACCAUUGAGUGGCUACGCUUCCGUGAAGACGGCUCUAACCGUACAGCUCUCAUCGAUUCCAGGCUCGUGUCCAUCCACGAGAGCGGCUGGAAGGCCUUCGACGUGACGGAGGCAGUGAACUUCUGGCAGCAGCUGAGUCGGCCGAGGCAGCCACUGCUGCUGCAGGUGUCGGUGCAGAGGGAGCAUCUGGGACCGGGAACGUGGAGCGCACACAAGUUGGUCCGUUUUGCUGCUCAAGGGGCGCCGGGCAGCGAGGGGCGGGGCGAGCCCCAGCUGGAGCUGCACACGCUGGAUCUCAAGGACUACGGGGCUCAAGGCAAUUGUGAUCCCGAGGCGCCAGUGACUGAAGGCACUCGAUGCUGUCGCCAAGAGAUGUACCUUGACCUGCAGGGGAUGGAGUGGGCAGAGAACUGGAUCCUUGAACCCCCAGGGUUCCUGAUUUAUGAGUGUGUGGGCAGCUGCCUGCAGCUGCCUGAGUCCCUGACCAUCAAGUGGCCGUUCCUGGGGCCACGGCAAUGUGUUGCCUCAGAGAUGACUUCUCUGCCCAUGAUUGUCAGCAUGAAGGAGGGAGACAGGACUAGGCCUCAGGUGGUCAGCCUGCCCAACAUGAGGGUGCAGAAGUGUAGUUGUGCCUCUGAUGGGGCUCUCAUACCCAGGAGGCUGGAGCCAUAGGCAAAGGAAGUGGCCUCCCCAACGAUGUGACUUUCAUGUAUAUCUGAAGUGUUCUAUUGUACUGAGAGAUGGGGAUUCUGAAUCCUUGAUGGGCUAAUGCCCUGUCUGUGUUCUUUGCUGAACUCUGUAUUGGAGUCCAGGCUCUUCCCCUAAAUUUUACCUGUUAUGAGGAAUGUGACUCACUGGCCACUAGGGGGCCCUACCUAACCAUCUCUGUUCUUAGAGUCACUGCACUGUAUGUUAAAGCACUUAACAUGUAUAGUUACUGUAAGCUAAGAACAGAAUUUCUAAUUGCCAUUGUUCCCUUAACCUGUCACUGAGCCCCAGUGACUUUGUAACUUUGUCCCUAAGACACAAGUGUAUCAAACAUGCUCAACCUAGGUAAUACGGACUUUGCUAGAUGUGAAUAAAAUACGUCUUGUUCUGUAACUUUUCUUGUUUGUUUUGUUGUUUUUGAGACAGGGACAGAGGCAGGUGAAUCUCUGAGUCCGAGGUCAGCCUGUUCUACAGAGCCAGUUCCAGGACUACACAGAGAAACCCUGUCUCGAAAAAAAAAAUCCUUCAUAACUCUAGAAGAACAGGGCUCACUCCUCUUGCCCUCUUAGCCUGAUACAGGGAGCCUUUUACAGCAUCGUCUGUAGCAUGGAGGAUACCACAUUUACAGAGACUUUGAAGAAAUAACCAGUGCAGAAUCUCAGCCCAGCGAAGGGACUUCUGAAGCCUCUCUGGCAGUCUACACAGCUAAGACUUCCACACCCUCUAGCUGUGCCCUCAACCUUCUCAUCUGGAUCCAUUAAAUAGGGGCAAUCCCUAAGGUCCAUGGCUCUGGUUUAAGGAACCAGCGAUUCCAUAAUUGCUUUACACACUGACUAGCACAUCCUGGCUAGUCCAACUCACGCGUUGGGUUUGUUUUUUAGACAGGGUCUCACGUUGGAGCUGCUUGGUUUUUUAUUUUAGCAUUAUUCUUUCUUUGAGACAAAGUGUCAUGUAGCUUAGGAUGGCCUCCAACUCCAUAUGUAGUUAAAUAUGACCUUAAAUAUAUAUUUAAAAUUAAUUUGUGUGUGUGUGUGUGUGUGGAGAGAGAGAGAGAGAGAGAGAGAGAGAGAGAGAGAGAGAGAGCUAGCAUGUGCUGUAGAAGUCAGAGGGCAAACUUUUGGGAGCUGGUUCCCUCCUGCAACAGUGGUUUUGCAGGGGGUGGGGGGUGGGGUCAGGCUUUUAUGGCAAGCACUUUCACCCCCUGAGCCAUCCUUGGCUUGGCCCUUGAACUUGAGUGUUGUGAUUACAGGCUUGUACACCAUGGUUGACUUCUGUGGUUCUAGGGAUCAAACACAGGGCUUCCUGCACACUACCCAAGCACUCUGACAGCUUGAGCUACAUCUCCAGCCCCUAGUUCAUCGCUUUCGUUCUGUUUUGUCAACUGGCACCCUGACCAUCACACCACUGCCUUCUCUGGACUUUGAGACAGCUGUCACCUACUGAAGAGCAGCCAGAGAAAGCCUUUUCUGCCAUUAUCAAGGGUCCUAACAUGUUCUUUUCUUUGGUAGUGGUGCCACCAUCCUAAUAGGACGGGCUAGACCCCAGGACCUAGGUCAAGCAGGUGUCAGCAUCAUCAACAAAGGCAGAAAGUGAGGACUAAAGACGUGUGGAGUGGGAGCAGGGAGAAUGGACAGAACCAAUCUGAGGAGCCAGAGGAAUGACCAGGGGGACCAUGAUAACCAGGGGUCUAGGGAAGCCAGCUAGCUGUGGAGUCUUUAACAAAGGCAGUAGCAGAGCAGGGGCGUGGCCAAGUAGAGCUAAGGGAAGACAAGGACAGAGGAAAGUUCCGAGAAAUAACUGCUAGCUAGGCGCUUAAGGGAGAGAGGAUGGAAGUCAGACAGAGGAGAACGGAGAGAGGAAAGACACCCUGUUUCAGAUAGCCACCAGCUAGAAUCAGGGACAGGAAAGCUGCCAGGAUAUUUUUGUCUUUACAGUAGAAGAUGAAAGCCCAGGCAUGGAAGCGAGGUCAGAGAAGGGGCAAAGCUGUGCCUUGGGGAACGAGGAGCAGUUCCGGCUUGAAGUUGGUUAGUGCUGGCAAGGACCCUACAGCAAGCUUUGGUUCCAUUCUUUUCCUUGUGGAAACAGGCCUGCAAGUGGGUAGUUUGCAGCAGUGGCCCGGCCACAGUCCUCAUUCCAUUCCCCAGCACAUCCAGCGACGAUCCUGCCCUGGGUGAGGGGGGCAAGGCAGGUGCAGAGGCCGCUGGUUCGCUGGAAACCUCCAAGUCCCAUCCAGAACACACAGCGUGUUUGGCCGCAGUUGGCAACGUUGGUGGCCCGGGCCGGAACAGUAACAUGUGGUCCCAGGAACUCUAGAAAUGCUGUAUUUUAUUUAGGGCAGGACGUAGCUUUGGAACUUUCAAGGUCUUGGCUCCUUACCGCGGCGGUUCUCUCUGUGGCUACAGAUGACUGGUGCAGGGUAGGUCUACUGUGCCCCGGUGCUCCCCCGCACUGCGUCCCAACUGGGCCAGCUUAUGAAGUUCCUGGGGACAUUCAACCCCACACAGAGCCGAUCACGAACGUUUGCAGAUGCUCUCCAGCGCCGACCAUCCUAGACUUGGCCCAGUGUCCUCUCAAUGGG
Alexandromys fortis (reed vole) is the source of this 4846-nucleotide messenger RNA. RefSeq names its product left-right determination factor 1. Lineage: Eukaryota; Metazoa; Chordata; Mammalia; Rodentia; Cricetidae. Bases 1126 to 2232 code for a protein of 368 amino acids. The record is from RefSeq and is a predicted model, not a curated record. Gene Ontology annotation, biological process: anterior/posterior axis specification. Gene Ontology annotation, cellular component: extracellular region. Gene Ontology annotation, molecular function: transforming growth factor beta receptor binding; growth factor activity; cytokine activity. The transcript is spliced from 6 exons.